UUCGUUGAUACCGGCCGACGUCCGUUUCGAGUCCCGUUCGCUUUUGCCGCCACCGCCGACCGAGAGUACAGUGCCUUUUUGGGUAUUUUUGAUUUUUAUUUUCUUGUAAAAAAAUUUGCUAAAAAAAAAUUGUACUGUCGCGCCACAGCGUACGGUAUUAUUAUUACUAUAUUAAUCGUCGGGGGUGUGUGUGUGUGUGUGUGUACUCUGAACUUCAGCCGUCGUCGAGUUAUGCCUGGACAAUUAUCAUUGUUUUCCCGAGGAAUACUCACCACGUCGGGAUAAAGUCGUUUGGUUCAGGAACACGGCCGCCGUCCACUUGCCGAUAUUUUUUUGUUGGCCGGUGACAGUUUGACACAAGAAGAUCAGGUACGAAAUCGUUAUCUCUCAAUACAUUAUUAUAGAACAUAAGACAGAUCUACUUUGAUGGCAGACUUUUAGUAAACAUGACUAUGGCGUCGUCAGAGGUCUAACAAGGAGUAUGGGAAGAGAGGCAUGGGCCUACGGCUGGACCAGAGACCAUUGAGCAAAGUCACGGUAGUCUACGCAGCUCUCGUUCUCACGCUGUUUUACAGGGUCCCAGUCACAACUACCGGGUCGACGUUCAAUGAUGCUGUACACAUCACGGCAAUCGUGGGAGAAUCAGUCGUGUUUAACUGCCAGGUGGAAUUCCCAGCCGAGCACCCCGUGCCUUAUGUGCUACAGUGGGAGAAAAAAGGACUCGACAUACCGAUAUUCAUAUGGUACGAUAACUAUCCCACCCACAGCGGAUCGGGAUACGAGGGCCGUGUGGCCAGGGUCUCGCCAGACUCGCCGUACGGUCUCGCUUCGCUCAACUUGACCAACAUCCAAGAGUCGGACCAGGGCUGGUACGCCUGCAAAGUAGUGUUCCUCAACCGGUCGCCCACCAACAAGAACGGCACAUGGUUCCAUCUAGACGUUCACGCUCCCCCGAGAUUCGUCACCGUUCCCGGCGAAGUCCAAUACAUCAAUCUCGGGGACUCGAUCAUCCUGAACUGCCAGGCAGUGGGCACGCCCACGCCCGAAAUCGUCUGGUUCAAAGACGCCACGGACGUGCAGCCCACGGCCACGGUAGGCAUAUUCAACGACGGUACCGAGCUGAGGAUAUCCAACAUCAGGAGCGAAGACAUUGGCGACUACACUUGCAUCGCCAGAAACGGCGAGGGUCAGAUAAGUCACACGGCCAGGGUGCUGAUCGCCGGCGGCGCCGUGAUCAUGGUGCCCCCGACCAACCAGACAAAGUUGGAGGGCGAGAAAGUGGAAUUCCCGUGCGGCGCCAAAGCCAUGCCCGGCAACGUGACGGUCCGAUGGACCCGCGACGGGGCCGUGGUGAAAAGCAUUUCGGCCCUGGAGACCAGAGUUACCAUCAAGAAAGACGGGUCGAUGGUCAUCAAUCCGGUGAGCGCCGACGAUUCCGGACAGUAUUUCUGUGAAGUCACCAACGGCAUAGGAGAUCCUCAAUCGGCUUCCGCUUAUCUAAAUAUCGAAUACCCGGCCAAAGUGACUUUUACGCCGACCGUACAGUAUUUGCCGUUCCGUCUGGCCGGCGUUGUCCAGUGUUACAUCAAAGCCAACCCCCCGUUACAGUACGUCACGUGGACCAAAGACAAACGAUUGCUCGAACCGUACCAACAAAAGGACAUUGUCAUCAUGAACAACGGUUCACUGCUAUUUACCAGGGUCAAUCAAAACCAUCAGGGCAGAUACACGUGUACACCCUACAACGCACAGGGUACCCAGGGUUCGUCCGGGCAAAUGGAAGUUUUGGUGAGGAAACCGCCGACGUUUAUCGUCGAGCCAGAAAACAUGUACCAACGCAAGAUCGGCGAACCCGUCGAGAUGCACUGCGACGCCCAAGAAGCGGAAGGCACGCAAAAGCCAAAAAUCCAAUGGCAAAGGAGAGACGGCGCUGCUUUGCCCAAAGGCCGGCACAAGGUACACAGCGGAAACAUCACAAUAGAAAGUCUUCGGAAAACCGAUUUCGGAUACUACCAAUGUGUGGCCAGCAACGAAGUGGCUACCAUCGUCACCACUACCCAUCUGGUGGUUGAAGGCACACAGCCUCACGCACCUUACAACGUCUCGGCCAACGCUUCCGAGACCGUGGUCACUCUCCAAUGGCUGCCCGGUUACAGCGGCGGCCCCGACUACAAGCAGGACUAUACCAUAUGGUACCGAGAAGCCGGCAUGACGGAAUGGUCGACCAUACCGGUAACGCCUUCGGGAAGCACUCAGGUGACCAUCAACCGGUUGACGCCGGACACGACCUAUGAGUUUCAGGUGGUCGGCAAGAACGCGUUGGGCGACGGAAUGCUCAGCAAAGUAAUUUCAAUAAGGACACAAGCAGCCGUACCGUUAACUGUGGCCAAAAAACCAAGCCCCGCGCCACCGGUCACCGAGUUUCCUCCUCCCCCGAGUGAUGACGUCGUCGACUAUAGUGACCUAGUGUUGCCCACUGAUUCCACCGGUGCCACAAUGUAUCCCCCGGUGUUUAGACCAAAAGGUCCCAGGCCCGGCGCCCCCAGGAACUUGUCGAUCACCGAAGUCCGCAACGGUUUUGUCAUAUCGUGGCAAGCGCCGCUGGAAAGAGCCCACCUGGUCCUGUACUACGUGAUCCACUACAAGACGGACGGCGUCUGGAGAACGUUGAACAAGGCGCAGAUCAGAGCCGAAGACACGUCCUAUCUGGUUAAAAGUCUGGUGGGCGGUCGGACUUACUACUUCCGCGUGGUGGCUUAUUCGCUGAAGAGCUUCCAGAGCAGCGAAGAGAUCAAGUUUCCCGUGCCGGCCAGAGUCAAGCACAAGGCCAUAACUGCCGGCGUGGUGGGCGGCCUGUUGUUCUUCGUCGUGGCAAUCAUAUUGUCCGUGUGCGCCGUGAAGAUCUGCAACAAGAGAAAACGACGAAAACACGAAAAAGCGUACAACAUGGUAGCGUGUAGAAUGACAGACGCCCGAAACGGAGGUCAGAUACCCGGGACUAGUCAAGUGCCUUUAAAAAAAUCCAGAUCAACCCGAAUAUCAAGUCUGAGCAGCGGGUGCAACGUCGUUCUGAACAUGGUCACUCGGUCGAGGUCCAGUUCGUUCUUGAGCCACCGGGACGGCGACUGCGUGGACGGGCCUGGUCAACGGCGGCGGCUGGGCCGAAUUUCACGGUCGGCCGACGGCCGUUUCGUGCUCACCGGUGGCGAUUCUAGUUCGGGGCGUUCGUCGAGCGCGAGCAGCACCAGCGACGACGGCGGUUUUUUGUCGCAUCCGAGUUUCUCGAACCAGACGUGGAGCAGCCGCCGUCCGUUGAUCGGCCGCGCCGAGGAUAGCCGGAGCUCGCGCGCCGACGACUGGACGGACGACCGCCGCAGGCCCAUCACGGCGGUGGCCACGGUGUGCGGUCCCCAGACGCCGUACAGGUCCAGUUCGCCGACGUCCCGGCGCCACCCGGCCGAGUACUUCAACGGCCAGGACCUGAGUUCGGUGCCGGGCUCGGCGGAGCGGACGUUGCGCAGCGUCCACGAGCAGUACAGCCAACAGCUGCCGUCGCUGAGAGUUAUCCACGAGGAAAAUCAGCGAACGCUGCUGAUGCGACAACAGCCCAGCCCCAGGUACCAUCCAAACCCCCGGUUCCGGUCUAGGCACAUGCGGUACGCCAGGAGCGCUCCCGAACUCACUUCGGACGCCAUCACCGAGAGGUCGCCCGAGAGCCGGUCCAGUUCCAGCGGGUUUGGUUCUAAGAACACGUCGAGUCACCAGACGACGGCGGGUGGCCCGGAAGACUACUGGGGCGUCAGGGCGGUGCCACCGUACAAGCCUCCUCCGCCGCCGCCACCGUCGCUGUUCUAUACCAACGAACACUGGCUGGACUUUACUUCGCCUAUACUGCCCUCGCCGUCUUCGCACAGCAGCGCCAGCAAACCGCUGAGCGUGGACGAUCAGUACGAGUUCGACCCCAUAUUCCCGGUCUCGCCGACGCCCACCGAAUUGAUGAUCACGUCCACCCGGACGCCGACCACGCCGUCACCGUUCCGUUCGCGAACGCCCACCCAGCUGAAGAAGGCCAAGUACGAAAACGUGGAGGCCCGGCUUCAGGCCAUGAAGGAGGAAUUCUACGCGUACAAGCGCAGACAGGCCGAAAUGGCCCGGAUGGGAUACGUCGAGAGCGCCUGCUGACCCGACUGAACAUCUCAAACAAUUGUACUAAUAAUAUAUUCAUAGGUCUUAAUUUAUUUAUUUAGAAUGACAAUUUGUAAAAGCUCAAAUGACACAAAAGUUUUUUUUUUAAUAAGUAGAUGUUAAUAAAUUAUUAAAAAUUAUAUUAUUAUUUAUAUAUAUAACGUUACCGUAAUUAUUAAAAUGUUAAUUGACGCCUCCCCCGUAUCGGUUUAGUAGGUUGACCAACUUGUAAAAAUUUAAAUUAUUAAGUAGUAUUUGUGCCUAUUUAAUUAUAAAGAAGACGUUUAAAAAGAAAAUUAGUGAAAACUAUGGAAUUAAAAAUCAGUAUAAUAGAAUUAUUAUAUUAUGUUAACGGUGAAGAGGCAUAAAUCGAAUAAACUUAUUAUUUUUCUCGUAUUUGUGUAACAACCAGAACUGGAAAUAAAAAUAUUAUCGUGUUCUCCACAUGUUCAGUUCAUCGUAGAAAAUAAUCCACUUGCUCAAAUUGUACGAGACUGUUGUGCAGUCUGAUGAUGUUUUAUUAUUAUUAUUGUUAUUUUAUAAUUCUUCAGUUUAUGCCUCGUUAAAAACACCGUGUAAAUUAUAUAAGUGAGUAUUAUUAUAAUUAAUUAUGGGAUAAAACCUUGUGAUAACGUGUGCACUUAAGAUUUCUGUUCAAUUUAAUCUCAUCCUUUGUCACUAUAAAAUAUUAUUACUUAUUAUUAUUGAUUAGUUUGUGUUGUGUUCGUAAAGUUUAGUUUUGGGCACCUCCACCAGUUGUUCUCAGCAUUGUGUUUAUAACAAUUAUUAUUAUAUUGCAUCCCUUGAGUUCCUAUUAAACUAAAUAAACGUCCCGAGGCCGACAUGGGUUCCUCAUAUUAAUAUACAAUAUUUUCAUUUUAACAAUCAAAAACAAACAUAUUAAUUAUGUGUAUUAUAAUUAUACCUAUAUGGAAAAUAAAAAAUAAUAAUAGUAAUAAUACUUAAUAUUAUAUAACAUUUUUUUUUUUAAACGAAUCAGCAAUAAAUAAUAAUUAGGUUUACUUACUUAUUUUAAACACCGAUCUAGUCUGAGGAAUAAACUAGAUAGUAUUAAGAUGUUUAAUUUAUUGUUUUUUUUUUUAAAUUUUAUUAUUAUAUUUGAAAAGAACCAGUGUCAAUUACCCCUACGAAAAAAUUAAAAAUAAUAUUAUAAUAUAUUGUAUAUUGUAAAAAAUGUAACAAAAUCGAUUAAACUUGUGUAAUAAUUAUUUAUAUAAACAACGGGAGUAUUAAACAAAUAUGUCAGUGUUAUUUGGCCAAUGUGAUCGUACAAGACGUUAACAAAUUGUUAUUAUGUUACUACUUACUACCUACUAAUAAUUUCAAUCUACAGGAUUAACGGAAUUUCAUGUUACAUCUGAUGAUUUUGAUGAUGUGUUCAAAUUUUGAACAAACGAUUUAUGUAAAACAUUUUUUUUUUUAUCUGCGCGUAUAACUCAACCGCACUCCACCAACCUUCUUAAUUUAUAAACUCUAAUAAUUUUAAAACUAAAUUUCUUAUUUAAUCACUCAAAAUUGGUUAUCGACCAGUCAACAUUUUCAGCAAAUUAAUCUUGAUCGACUAAAUUUUCAAAUAUAACAUCAGGCGUAACAUGGAAUCCUGAUAACCUGUAUAUCGUUUACUAAUAUAUUAUAGCUAAAUCCUGUUGAGACAGAAUAAAGAAAAUAAUAGUAAAUUAUCGUUUUGACACAGUAUAUAGUAUUUUUUUUUUUUUUGCAAAAAACAUCUAAUACAAUACGUGAAAUUAAAACUAUUUAUUAAUUGUUUGUUCGAAAGACAUUAUAAUAGGUAGGUAGUAUAUAUAUUUGUUUUUGUUAUACUCACAUCUGGCCAUGCGACACUUGACUAACGUAUGUUGUAGCAUAGAUUAAAAGUAUAUUUAAUCUAUGAUUAAUUAAUACAACAUACGUAAAAACAAACGCUUUAUACAAAAUAAUUAGUUAGCUUGUAUGAAAAUUGUUAUCACCUAAAGUUAAAUUGUAUAUUGUAAAAAUAUGAUUACGUUUUUUUUCUAACUGGCUAUUGUGUUGUAAAAUAAUACUUAAUUAAAAAAAAAAAUAGGUAAAAGUAAACCUAUAUAGGUUACUUGUAAUAUUUUUUAAUAUAUUUGUUGUUAUAGGCUGUAUGUCAAACGUAUAUAUGUACACCGUGUAUCACAAUGAACUGACUAAUUUACAUCGAUUUUGUACAUAUAAAUAAGUCAGUUCAUCAUUGUAUAUGUGCCUGUACAUGGUGUCCCACGACAAUUUACUUUGUAUAAUUUAUCUUAAUAUCUCUAAAGAUGGUGAUAGGUGAUAUUUCAUUUUAUCUGACAUUUAUUUUGGCAUAAUAUUCGUCAAAUUAACAAAAAUUCCGUACUUAAUACCUUUACUUUGGAAAAGUCAUACUCAUAGUAAAUUCUCGUGCGAUACCUUGUUAUGUAAUAUAAUAUACAUUGCGUUUAUUGUUUUGGAAGUCAGUUAAUUACGAAAAAAAUAUAAUAGUUCAAAUUAAAGUUAAUUAACAAAAACAAAGCGAAAAUUGUUUUUAAAACCCUUCGUUUUAACUUUGAGUCAUUUAAUAUGCUUACAUUAUUUCAACUAAACAAAACUGACUUUCCAAAUGAUAAUACAUGUGUGCGUUUUGAAAAAUAAUAGAAACCGCAAACUACAUCCGUAUUUAGUAUUUUCAUUUUUCUGUUUAAAAUAAAUUAAAUCAUAAAUAAAAAAAAUCAAAUCAAAUGAUAGAUUUUUUUCCGGAUCAGUUUUGUAGUAUUGUUUAUUUUUUUUAAAUAUAAAUACACCUAUAAUAUCGUCGCUUUUAUGCAAAAAGUUAGGUACCAAGCGAUUUUUAUUUAAUUAAUUUUUGACUUGAGUAGGGUAUAUAUUAUUAUACUUUGUAUUAGAUUGUUUUAUUAGAUCAACAUUAUUAAGUUCAAAAUAUGUUAUCUUUUUACUAAUAUGUAUAAUUUCCUGUAAUGCGGCAAUUUAUUUAAAUUUGCCAUUAAAAAUCCGUUAUCGCUUUUUGCACAAGAACAACGAUAUAAAGGUAUAUAUUUGGGUUCCACUAUUAUUAAUAUUAUUAAUGUAUGUUAUUGCUACGUUUAGAACUAGGUACACUACCUAUAAUAACAAACUAUGAAUUAUGACGAUAAAAUAUAUAAUUUGACGGUUUCAUUUUAUUUUAGAUAUUUGUUCUUCUUUUUAAUGUGUAUUGUUCUUUUAUAAUUCCAUGACAAUACAGCUGUUUUAUUUUGCCAUUGAAAACGAUUAUGUUUAGUUAAUAAGAUCGACGAUCUCAUUUUUGUGUUGAAGCCAUUUGUUAUUAUUAUCUUUUAAUUUAUACAUUUUAUUAUAAUAUUACAUCGCCUAGUUAUUUUAAUUCUAGAAUAAGCGCAAUUUUCAAUUACUUGCAAAAAAAUGAAAAUUAUAAUCCUA
Messenger RNA from Adelges cooleyi (spruce gall adelgid), 7623 nucleotides. It is a transcript of the gene tutl, whose product is annotated as protein turtle. Gene Ontology annotation, biological process: homophilic cell-cell adhesion; dendrite self-avoidance; axon guidance. Gene Ontology annotation, molecular function: cell-cell adhesion mediator activity. The coding region runs from base 496 to 4182 and encodes 1228 amino acids. The record is from RefSeq and is a predicted model, not a curated record. Gene Ontology annotation, cellular component: plasma membrane; axon. The transcript is spliced from 17 exons. NCBI's taxonomy places the organism in Eukaryota, Metazoa, Arthropoda, Insecta, Hemiptera, Adelgidae.